AAGGACAUUCAAGACUCUGUUUGAAUAACUAACAAUGAGUGGCAGAGGAAAAGGCGGCAAAGGACUCGGUAAAGGAGGCGCCAAGCGUCACCGUAAAGUCCUCCGUGACAACAUCCAGGGAAUCACCAAACCGGCGAUCCGCCGUCUGGCUCGUCGCGGUGGAGUGAAGCGUAUCUCCGGUCUGAUCUACGAGGAGACCCGCGGUGUGCUGAAGGUGUUCCUGGAGAACGUGAUCCGUGACGCCGUCACCUACACCGAGCACGCCAAGAGGAAGACCGUGACCGCCAUGGAUGUGGUGUACGCGCUGAAGAGACAGGGACGCACUCUGUACGGAUUCGGCGGUUAAACUCCACGCUCCGCUGUUGGCAGGAAACAAAAGGUCCUUUUAAGGGCCACCACAUGAUCUCUAGAGCUGAUGAUCCUUGUUAGAAAAAUACAAUAUCAAAUAAAACUCUGA
This is a messenger RNA of Oryzias melastigma (Indian medaka), 457 nucleotides long. Its product is annotated as histone H4. The record is from RefSeq and is a predicted model, not a curated record. NCBI's taxonomy places the organism in Eukaryota, Metazoa, Chordata, Actinopteri, Beloniformes, Adrianichthyidae. Gene Ontology annotation, molecular function: structural constituent of chromatin; DNA binding; protein heterodimerization activity. The transcript has a single exon. Gene Ontology annotation, cellular component: nucleosome. Gene Ontology annotation, biological process: nucleosome assembly. Bases 35 to 346 code for a protein of 103 amino acids.